AUGUCGUCGGAGCCUCCGCCCGCGGAGUCCCCCGAGGCGCCCGCCUCCGGCUCUGGAUCUGGCUCGCCUUCGAAGGACGCCGUCGGCACUGAGGGCGGCGCCGCUGCGGGGGGCCCGGCGACGAACACGCUCUGGGUGGGCAACCUGCCCCUGCACGUGACCGAGGGCGAUUUGUUGGCGCUGUUCGGGCCGCACGGCGCGCUCGAUUGCGCUCUCGCACGAGCCGGAUCUCGCAGCUACGCGUUCGUCCUCUUCCGUUCCCCAGCCGAGGCUCGCGCAGCCGUCGAGGCCACCCGGGGUGAAAAGGUCAAGGGGGCCGCCAUGCGCACCGAGUUCGCGCGGCCGGCCAAAGCUGUUAGGAAUCUGUGGGUUGGUGGCAUUAGUCCAUCGGUUUCAAAGGAGGAGCUUGAGGAGGAGUUUCAAAAGUUCGGAAAAGUUGAAGGUGUUGCAUUUUCCCAAGAUCAGACUUCAGCGUACAUUGAUUUUGAGAAGCUUGAAGAUGCAAUUUCUGCUCACAGAGCCUUGAAUGGAAAAACUUUAGGUGGCAAGGAACUGUGUGUUGAUUUCCAGAGGUCCAAGGGAAGAGCGGAAUGGUCAGAAGCUAGCAGCUUCAAUGGUAGAGUAUCAGGGCCAGUGGGUGAUAAGAGAGGCAGUGGCCCUCCAAAGGGUUCUGCUGGAAUACGGAUGCGAGAAGCACAACCUACCAAUGUUCUCUGGGUUGGUUUUCCAGGUGCUUAUAAAGUCAUUAAUGAGGAGACACUUAAGCAAGCCAUGUCAGCAUUUGGUGUCGUUACGAAGAUAAAAAUUUUCCAGACAAGGCAGUAUGCUUUUGUUGAGUUUGCAAAUGUUGCGGACGCUUAUAAUGCUAAGAUGAAUCUAGAUGGUCAUCUUUUCAAUGAUCCUAGGAUUCAGAUUCUUUUCUCAAACAGUGAGCUCGCACCAAACAAAUUGGAUAACCCCACAUCGGCUGCUGGAUUUCCUAGAUCAGAAAUGUAUUCCAGUGAUGGCCGUCAAGGACCUGGUAUUGGCAGUGGAACUUUGCAAGGGUAUGAUCCACCACGAGGAGGAAGAUCAAGAUAUUACGAUUAUGGGGGUAUGCCUACUCCAGGUGGUAUCCUUUCACAACCUGAAUCAUUUGACCCAAGAGAAGCAAAAAGAAUGAGGCUCGAUGCUGGUGCUGACCCUCAUCUAAGGGCAGGCAGCGCAGGUCUUUAUUCUGCUGGGUACCGUCAUCAGGGCAGUUCUGUGCAUGCUGAGGGAAGCUCAACUCCUGUUAUUCGAGUCCGGGGCACAGUGCAUCGAACAUCAUACAUUGAUCACUGUUGGCGUGGCAGUAUUGCCAAAGGUGGAUCCCCUGUUUGUCGUGCUCGUUGUUUGCCUAUAACAAAGGGCACUGACAUACCUCUACCGGACGUUAUGAAUUGCUCAGCUCGGACUGGUUUGGAUAUGCUGGCAAAGCACUAUGCAGAUGCCACUGGAUUUGACAUUGUCUUUUUCUUACCAGAUAGUGAAGAUGAUUUCAUUUCUUAUACUGAGUUCUUGCGCUACCUGGGCUCAAAAAGCCGGGCAGGGGUUGUAAAAGUUGAUGCAGGGACUACUUUGUUUUUGGUGCCACCAUCAGAUUUCCUAACAAAUGUGUUACAAGUUGAUGGUCCAGAGCGCCUUUAUGGUGUGGUAUUGCACAUUCCACAAAUCUCUGCUGCUGCUGCACUGAGGCCACAGUUAACUGGGACAGAGCAGCAACCUUACUAUGAUGAAAGGGAAACUCUGCCUACACAAAGAAAGUAUAGUAUCAUUUCUCCUAACGACAGUGGCCACAUUGAUGCUGAUUAUCGGGCAUCUUUGCAUGAAGAUUCAAUGCAUCAUUUGGGGCAUAUUCCUGGAAGGCCUCGGGUGGAUGAAGGCCAAGCAGUUCAGCCAGCUCUUGCAGGUUUUCCUGCUAAUCAAGCAACUGCGCUGCAAGUUCAAUCUUCGCUCAAGCCUGACAUUAUGGCUACUUUAGCAAAACUUCUGCCUAAUGUGCAAUCACCGCUGGUAAGUGGUCAGAUGAAUGCUACUGGCAGACCAUCACAGAUGCAGGAUCCAUCUAUGCUUUCGAAAGUAUGGAUUCCUGAAAACCAAGUUACUGCUUCAAAUUCAUCCGUUGGGCAAAUUGCCAAUGUUCAGCAUCCAGGACAGCAGUUUAGCAGGCAAGCUUCAGCUGCUCAUUUGACAAACUAUGGGAACAUGGUGAGUGCUCAGGAGCGCUCAAUACAACAUACUGCUUACAACCCUGAAGUUGCUUUGAACUUACCACCACCACCUCCACUUCCAACAGUACCACACAGUUCUGCUACGUUACCAUCUCAAGGUGGACACAGUUUGCCCACACAGACAAACCAGCAACUGUAUCAGCCAGAGCAGUAUUAUGUGCCCCAAAGCAACUAUGGUCCAUUAGCUCCGGCUAGCCAUUCUAACCUUCAAAUCAGCAACACUAACAACCCCACCCCUACCAUUCCACAAGUGAACCCUGGACCUCCAACAAAUAAUCAGAUCGGGAAUUUGGCCCAGCUCCAGCAUUAUAUGCCACUGCAUGUUGAUAGAGCAAGUCAGGAUUUCUCUUCUCAGGGGCAACAGCAAAAUCUUGGUCCUGGUGCUGCACAAGCUCCCGAGGAGGAUAAAAGCAAGAAGUACCAGGCGACACUCCAGUUAGCUCAAAAUCUACUGCUUCAGUUACAGCAGCGCGGAUCUGGAAAUCAAUCCUGA
Miscanthus lutarioriparius is the source of this 2745-nucleotide messenger RNA. NCBI's taxonomy places the organism in Eukaryota, Viridiplantae, Streptophyta, Magnoliopsida, Poales, Poaceae. The record is from the annotation of a GenBank genome assembly.